Gadus macrocephalus (Pacific cod) is the source of this 914-nucleotide messenger RNA. It is a transcript of the gene slc1a7a, whose product is annotated as solute carrier family 1 member 7a. Gene Ontology annotation, cellular component: plasma membrane. Bases 1 to 897 code for a protein of 298 amino acids. The record is from RefSeq and is a predicted model, not a curated record. The transcript is spliced from 7 exons. Gene Ontology annotation, molecular function: neutral L-amino acid transmembrane transporter activity; glutamate:sodium symporter activity; L-glutamate transmembrane transporter activity. Lineage: Eukaryota; Metazoa; Chordata; Actinopteri; Gadiformes; Gadidae. Gene Ontology annotation, biological process: L-glutamate transmembrane transport.
AUGUGGGGCACAGGUUUGCAUAUCAAUGACGGCUUUGAGAGCAGCAAGCCCAUCAUGAGCUCCGCCGACGCCCUGCUGGACCUGAUCCGCAACAUGUUUCCGGCCAACCUGGUCCAGGCUACAUUUCAACAGUACCGCACGCAGAGCAUCCCGGUGCCCGGCCCCCGGCCCACCGUGGCCCAGCUGCUGGACGAGACCACCACGCGACGCCUCUUCAUCUACGGUAUCCAGGACGACAACGGCACCGACAUCCAGAACUUCUCUCUGGACCUGACGCCGCCGCCCGACGUGGUGAUGCGCACGUCGCCUGGCACCAGUGAGGGCAUGAACGUCCUGGGGAUCGUCAUCUUCUCCGCUACCAUGGGGAUAAUGCUGGGCCGAAUGGGGCCCAACGGCAGCGCUCUCGUCAACUUCUGUCAGAGCUUGAACGAAGCCGUCCUGAAGAUCGUCGCCAUUGUCAUUUGGUACUUCCCCUUCGGCAUCGUGUUCCUGGUGGCCGGCAAGAUCCUGGAGAUGGACGACCCGUCGGCCAUGGGCAAGAAGCUGGGCUUCUACGCCAUCACAGUGGUCAUGGGUCUGGUGCUGCACGGCCUCUUCAUCCUGCCCGCCAUGUACUUCUUCAUCACCAAGAAGAGCCCCAUCGUCUACAUCAGGGGCAUCCUCCAGGCCCUGCUCAUCUCCCUGGCAACCUCCUCCAGCUCGGCCACCCUGCCCAUCACCUUCAAGUGCCUGCUGGAGAACAACCACAUCGACCGGCGCAUCAUCCGCUUCGUGCUGCCGGUCGGCGCCACCAUCAACAUGGACGGCACGGCGCUCUACGAGGCGGUGGCCGCCAUCUUCAUCGCUCAGGUCAACAACUACGAGCUGGACUUCGGCCAGAUCAUCACCAUCAGGUAAGGGAGGACCGCCGGCCG